UCUCAUCCUGGUUCUGUUCCACCUUCAGUUGGCCCUAUCGAAUCUUUUCAUCCCCCUCCCUCUUUCUCUCUUUUGUUUUUUCGAUCAUUAUUCGCCGCCCAGUUCUCACAAUCAAUCCUUUCCAGCAGCAUCCAACUAGUUCAGUGUCAGGACAAACGAGGAGCGGAGAGAUUCAAGACCCCAGGAAGAUGAGUGGAGCAGUCCUUGUGGCUAUUGGCGCUACAAUCGGUAACCUAUUGCAAGGAUGGGACAAUGCCACAAUUGCUGGGGCUGUACUAUACAUAAAGAGGGAGUUCAAAUUGGAGUCAGAUCCUACUGUAGAAGGUUUAAUCGUGGCCAUGUCGCUUAUUGGUGCCGUAUUGGUUACUACGUUCGCUGGCGGUGUUGCUGAUUGGCUUGGUCGUCGUCCUAUGCUUAUAGUCUCGUCUGUCCUUUAUUUUGUGAGUGGUCUUGUGAUGUUCUGGUCCCCUAAUGUGUAUGUCCUGCUUUUGGGAAGGCUGGUUGAUGGGUUUGGAGUUGGCUUGGCUGUUACUUUAGUUCCUAUCUACAUAUCUGAGACAUCGCCUCCAGAAAUUAGAGGUUUACUGAACACUUUGCCUCAGUUUUGUGGUUCUCUUGGAAUGUUUUUGUCAUACUGCAUGGUGUUUGGAAUGUCAUUGAUGAGCUCGCCAAGCUGGAGAUUAAUGCUUGGUGUUCUUUCGAUUCCUUCGAUUGCUUAUUUUGCUGUAGCAGUGCUUUAUUUGCCUGAGUCUCCUAGAUGGCUUGUUAGUAAAGGGCGGAUGAUUGAGGCCAAGCAGGUUUUGCAGAGGCUCCGUGGCAGGGAAGAUGUAGCUGGUGAGAUGGCAUUGUUAGUUGAAGGCCUUGGCAUCGGCAGUGAAACACAUAUUGAGGAGUACAUAAUUGCCCCUGCUGAUGAACUUGCUGAAGAUCAGGAGCCGAGUGCAGACAAAGAGCGGAUAAGGUUGUAUGGUCCUGAAGAAGGAAAGUCCUGGGUUGCUCAACCUGUUACUGGGCAAAGUGUACUUACUCCGGUAUCUCGACAAGGAAGCUUAAUAAACCAGAAUGUUCCCCUUAUGGAUCCUCUAGUUAGCCUCUUUGGAAGCAUUCAUGAAAAGCUUCCAGAUACUGGGAGCAAAGGAAGCAUGUUUUUUCCACACUUAGGCAGCAUGUUUAGUGUAGCAGGAAAUCAACCUAGAAAUGAAGAAUGGGAUGUAGAGAGUCUUGGCAGAGAGGGAGAGGAUUAUGCAUCUGAUGCUGCUGGAGUUGAAUCUGAUGACAAUUUACAAAGCCCACUAAUAUCACGUCAGACAACCAGCAUAGAAAAAGACAUGGCUGGACCUCCUUUACAUGGAAGUAUUUUGAGCAUGAGGCAGGGUACUGCUAUUCGAGGGGCCAAUGGGGAAACAUCUGGUAGUACAGGCAUCGGUGGCGGGUGGCAGCUUGCAUGGAAGUGGAUAGAGAGGGAAGGUCAAGAUGGAAAGAAAGAAGGAGGGUUUAAGAGAAUUUAUUUGCAUGAGGGUGGUGUUUCUGCAUCCCGCAGAGGUUCUGUGGUCUCAGUUCAUGGUGAUGAUGUGCCUGCAGGUGGCGAAUUCAUACAAGCUGCUGCUUUGGUGAGUCAUCCAGCUCUAUAUUCAAAGGAGUUAUUGGAUCAGCAUCCUGUUGGACCAGCAAUGAUUCAUCCAUCUGAAGCUGCUGCAAAAGGGCCAAGUUGGAAGGACCUACUUGAGCCUGGAGUUAAGCAUGCAUUGGUCGUUGGAAUUGGAAUUGAAUUGCUUCAGCAGCUCUCAGGUAUAAAUGGUGUGCUGUACUACACUCCCCAGAUUCUUGAGGAGGCAGGCGUAGGAGUUCUUCUGUCAAAUAUGGGCAUCAGUUCAGCAUCUGCAUCUUUGCUUAUCAGUGCUAUUACUACUUUGUUGAUGUUGCCGUCCAUAGCUAUUGCCAUGAGGCUUGUGGAUAUAGCUGGCAGAAGGAGUUUAUUGCUCUGGACCAUCCCUGUGCUUCUCAUGACACUGGUGAUUUUAGUGAUCGGAAGUGUAGUUAACAUGGGCAAGGUUGGAAAUGCAGCCGUUUCGACAGUUUGUGUGGUGCUCUACUUCUGCUUUUUUGUCAUGGGAUUCGGUCCAGUUCCGAAUAUACUUUGUUCAGAGAUAUUUCCGACGCGGGUACGCGGGGUCUGCAUUGCUCUAUGUUGCCUCACAUAUUGGAUCGGAGACAUCAUCGUAACGUAUACGCUGCCUGUGAUGCUGUCUUCAAUGGGACUGGGUGGUGUUUUUGGGACAUAUGCAGUGGUGUGCAUCAUUUCCUGGUUCUUUGCGUUCUUGAAGGUUCCAGAAACUAAGGGCAUGCCUCUGGAGGUGAUCAGUGAGUUCUUUUCUGUGGGUGCAAGGCAGGCCGUUGCUAUUGCCAAAAACAACUGAUGAUUAAGGGGAGUGGGAAAUGCUACCGUUUCGAGUCUUUUGAUUCAAAUAGUGAAUUUCAGUUUUCCAGUUUUGGUUGGUUCUGUCUUUGUAAAAUAGAAGAUGAGACUCUACGAUCAAAGUUACAGUAGGGCUUUAAAGGAAAAAAA
Molecule: messenger RNA, 2566 nt
Organism: Coffea eugenioides
Lineage: Eukaryota; Viridiplantae; Streptophyta; Magnoliopsida; Gentianales; Rubiaceae
Product: monosaccharide-sensing protein 2-like
Exons: 6
Coding region: 189-2417 (742 amino acids)
Biological process (GO): transmembrane transport
Cellular component (GO): membrane
Molecular function (GO): myo-inositol:proton symporter activity
Source: RefSeq, a predicted model, not a curated record